CCUGGCAGCCUUAAAUUUUUUUGAGCUAAGCGAAGCUGCGGCCUGGUAGCCAGAAGCAGUCCAUCCUGGUCCGUUAGUGGCGAAUUUAAGAUUCAUUGAUACGUUCUUUUGUUCUGCCUUGAAGUCAUGUCGGGAAGUGACAAUGACUCCAUAGACUUGGCAAGAUCUGGAUCUCCUGUUCACCACAGAAAAAAACAUAGUAUGGAGUCAUCUAAAUCACAGAGAAGCUCCAAACACCAUCAUUUAAAGUCUAGGUCACGCUCACGCUCCAGGGACCGAAAACGGGACAGAAAAUACAGACGAAGUCACAGCAGGAGCAAAGAGGCACGAAAAAAGGAUUCUGACAAACCAUCAAAGUCGCACAGAAAAACGGGGGAGCAGCAAGACCAAGACCGACUCGGUCCGGUGGAGAAUGGAGACGAGCGAUCUAGACGCAAAGAGAGGAGAUCUUCAAGGGGUCGAAGCUUGUCUAGAUCACACUCAAGAGAGAGACGACACCACAGUAGAAGUAGAGACAAAAGGCGGUCUCGAUCACGCAGCCGUGACAGAAAGAAGAAGGCCCGUUCUCGCUCAGGCUCAAAGACCAAACAUCGUCACAGCAGAAGUCGCAGCAGGAGUCGGGAACGCAAGAAGAAGAUUGAGAAAGUUGCCAGAAAGAGCCGAAGCAGGUCGGUUAGCCCAGUAAUCUUCCGUGGCCGAAACACAGCUAUGGAUGCACAAGAAGCCUUAGCCAGAAGACUAGAAAGAGCUAAAAAGCUGCAGGAGCAGAAGGAGAAAGAAGUAUUUGAAAAGCAGCAUCAACAACAAGAAAUUAGUACAGCAGCUCCUGUUGCAGCUGCCUCAAACCCUGGUCUCAAUGUGGCUGCCCUCUUGGCCUCUGGGACACAAGUCACUCCUCAGAUUGCCAUGGCUGCACAGAUGGCAGCACUUCAAGCCAAGACUCUUGCAGAGACUGGUAUUGCUGUGCCCACCUAUUACAACCCCUCUGCUGUAAACCCCAUGAAGUUUGCAGAGCAGGAAAAAAAGAGGAAAAUGCUGUGGCAGGGAAAGAAAGAAGGAGACAAGUCCCAAACAGCUGAGCUCUGGGAGAAGCUAAACUUUGGAAACAAGGACCAAAAUGUCAAAUUUCGGAAACUAAUGGGCAUCAAGGGAGAGGAUGAAGCAGAAGCUUCUAAACCCAUAAAUGAGGAAGGCCUAAAAACUCUUCAGAAACAGGAGGAGGUGUUCCGAAACCUUGACGUCCAGUAUGAAAUGGCCCGUUCUCAGACACACACCCAGCGGGGAAUGGGCCUCGGCUUUACGUCUUCAUUCUCCCGCGGAAUGGACUCAAUUUAGUGCUGCACUGUGAUCGUCAUCGCAAAUCAUUGGAUCGUACAAAACUACCAAGUCAUCGCUAGCCCUCAAGCUUGCACGAAAUUCGCUUCGAGUUUGUAAUUUAUUUAUAGACAAAGGUCUCACAUAUUGUAACAUUAUAUUGUAAAUAGCAAUACACUGAUUUCAUCUCAGUGUGUGUAUGUACAUCUUUGGAAAAGGAUGCAUCAUGUUGACUUGUUGAUGCUGAAUAUACAUUUGUUUUCAACAUUGUGGUAACUUUUUUAAAAACCCAAUAUAUACAUUGAUAUGUGAUUAGCUUAUGUUGUGAUUUAAUUUGACACCAAAUACACCCAUUUAGAAAGAGCCAUUGAAGGUUACCGUAGCACUGGAAUCUCUCUGCUUUCCAAGAUUUGGUAAAGACAAAAAUGUCUCCUGGGGAUGAGAAAAUGAAAAUUUUCUGCGUUGUUUCUGAAUUAAAUGGUUUUGUGUUAGGAGAAA
Messenger RNA from Oryzias melastigma (Indian medaka), 1812 nucleotides. It is a transcript of the gene rsrc2, whose product is annotated as arginine/serine-rich coiled-coil 2. Bases 127 to 1335 code for a protein of 402 amino acids. NCBI's taxonomy places the organism in Eukaryota, Metazoa, Chordata, Actinopteri, Beloniformes, Adrianichthyidae. The record is from RefSeq and is a predicted model, not a curated record. The transcript has 10 exons.